GCCUUGUUUAAGUUACGAAUCUUCUUCAAUAGCUUUGAAUUCAUUGUCGUUCUUUUGAUUCAAAACAAAAAAUCUGUUGAUUAAAUUAGAUCACCUUCUUUUGCAAUUAUCAAUGGGAAAUUUUACAUCGUGUCCCGUUUUGCCAAGUAUUAAGAAUUCCAAAGUAUCAAGAGUCCUUUUACCAGGAGGAGAAAUCAGACAAUUUCGCGAACGAGUAAAAGCAGCAGAAAUUAUGUUGGAAAACCCGAGUUAUUUCUUGGUGAAUGCAAGUACUAUGAGAAUUGGAAGACGAUUUUCGGCUUUAUCAGCUGACGAAGAACUAGAGUCUGGAAAUAUUUAUAUCAUGUUUCCGAUGAAGAGAGUCAAUUCAGUAGUUACUGCUGCUGAUAUGACGGUGAUUUUAUUGGCUGCUAAUUCUGCUGCCAAGAGAAUUACCGGUGGAAAUGUUAAAAUUUCACCGGAGAUGUCACCAGCGCCGGAAUCAACGCCGGAAAAUAACGCUGGCCACCGGAAUUCCGAAGGGUUUCCGAUGGGGCAAGAAAUGAAAUAUAGAUUAUCUUGUAGAUCGAGGAAGCCUUCAUUGGAGACAAUUAUGGAAGAACCAGUUUAUUCAAGAUGAGAAGUUUAAUUAAUUUUUAUUUUUUUUGGGUGAAAAAAAUUAGAAAGUUUUUAUUUAGAGAUGUUAUAGUUUUAUUUAGGGAUUUUUAGUGUGAAGAAAAAAAAAAGAUUAUAUAUGCACCUAUUUUUUAUUUGUUAAAAAAUUGUGUGCUAAAUUUUUGGAAGGGCUAUUCAAUGAUAUUGAAUCUGUGGACUAGUAUUUGAUUCUCUUA
This is a messenger RNA of Capsicum annuum, 830 nucleotides long. RefSeq lists its product as uncharacterized. The record is from RefSeq and is a predicted model, not a curated record. Bases 113 to 619 code for a protein of 168 amino acids. The transcript has a single exon. Lineage: Eukaryota; Viridiplantae; Streptophyta; Magnoliopsida; Solanales; Solanaceae.